ACUUACACAAAAAUUAAAACAAAUCGAAAAAGACAUUAAAAUAAAUUUGCAUCUUGUUUACUAUUUUCUUUAACUAUGGGAGCUAUUUUAGGGACUGCUUCAUGUGCUGCUAGUAUAGCAUGCUGUUGUGGAUCUGCGGCUUGCAGCCUUUGUUGUUCAGCAUGCCCUUCUUGCAAAAAUUCAACAUCGACAAGAAUUGUUUAUUCAAUUUUUUUGUUAUUUACUACUAUAAUUUCUUGUAUUAUGCUUGUGCCUAAAGUAGAAGAUCAGCUUCAGAAAAUUAACUGGUUAUGUGAAAAGGCUGCAAAAGCUGAUUGUAGAGAACUUGUUGGAUAUAUAGCAGUGUAUCGUGUUUCUUUUGGUGCAGUUAUGUUUUUUUUGUUGCUCACUGUAAUAAUGUUUGGAGUGAAAUCAUCAAAGGAUCCUCGCUCUGGUAUUCAAAAUGGUUUUUGGGCUAUCAAAUUUUUUGUUUUAAUUGGAAUUAUUGUUGGAGCUUUUUUUAUACCAAGCAAGGAUGGAAAAUUUAUUCAAGCAUGGAUGUAUAUUGGUUUGAUUGGAGCAUUUCUCUUUAUAUUGCUUCAACUUAUUCUUCUUGUUGACUUUGCGCAUUCAUGGAAUGAAACCUGGGUAGAAAAAAUGGAAGAAUCAGAUUCUAAAUUUUGGGUUUUUGCACUUGCUGGCUCAACAUUUUUAAUGUAUGCUGUCUCUUUAGCGGGGAUCAUUUGUAUGUUUGUUUUCUUCACUAAUUCUCCAACAUCUAAAUGUGGUACAGAAAAGUUUGUUGUAAGUUUUCAAUUGGUAAUGUCAUGUGUGGUUUCUUUUAUUGCUGUGACACCUGCUGUACAAAACAGACAACCUCAAUCUGGUUUACUUCAAGCUGCUGUCAUUUCACUUUAUACAACAUAUCUUGCAUGGAGUGCUUUAUCUUAUUCAACUACUUGCAACAAGCUUAUUGCUGUUUCAAAGACUGAUUUUGAACCAGAUGUUGAUGCACAGUCAGUGAUUGGUGUUGUCAUUACCUUUUUUCUUGUUAUUUUUAAUUGUGUUCGCACUUCUUCAUCAUCACAAGUUGGCAAACUUGGUCUCAAAUAUGGGAGCUCAGAGGAAAAAAAUGAAUUAGAUAUUCCUGAGGAGGCUAACAGUUCUCGUUCAGUGGGCGACAAAAAUAAAGGCCAACACGUCUAUGACGACGAAGACUCUAUUGUGGCAUACUCUUAUUCAUUUUUCCAUAUUAUGAUGAUGCUUGCCACACUAUAUUUAAUGAUGACUAUUACCAACUGGUACAAGCCUAGCGUUUCAAACUUGAACAAGUUAAGCAACUCAGAUGCAGCUUUUUGGGUAAAGAUUUCGUCUAGCUGGGUUUGCUUUGGAAUUUAUUUAUGGACACUAUGUGCUCCUGUUAUAUUCCCGGACCGCGAUUUUAGUUAAAAACGCUCAAUUUUUAUUUACGUAAGGUAAAUCACUUUUUUAAAAGUUUCGUUUUCAAAAUAAGAAACAAAAAUCGUAGUUUUGUAUUUUUAUUCAAACCAAUUGUUAGUUUUU
Molecule: messenger RNA, 1542 nt
Organism: Hydra vulgaris (swiftwater hydra)
Lineage: Eukaryota; Metazoa; Cnidaria; Hydrozoa; Anthoathecata; Hydridae
Product: probable serine incorporator
Cellular component (GO): membrane
Source: RefSeq, a predicted model, not a curated record